Seminavis robusta is the source of this 1185-nucleotide messenger RNA. The record is from the annotation of a GenBank genome assembly. Lineage: Eukaryota; Bacillariophyta; Bacillariophyceae; Naviculales; Naviculaceae.
AUGGAUGGCCACCAGUAUUGGGUCCGCCAGAGGCGGAUGAUGAUGUUUGCAGCAAGUUUGAUGCUUCAAGACAGCAGCUUCAGACAAAAUCAAAAUGAUGAGGGUCGCAGCAGGAGACAGCGAGUGCUACCCAGAUCAGCGCUGUUAAGCCCAAGCCAAUCGCCUUGGGUUGCUGUUUACAAUUCUGGUAGUGAUCAAGCCAUGAUUACAAUUACUGGAUUUGACAAUCGAGCAUUCAGAAACUUGUUGGAGUUGUUUGCUCCUUGGUUUAACAGCCACACUCCCUGGACUGGAAGACAAGAUGGCACCACUUGCAAGAGACUGCGUCGUCGCCGCUUCAAUAGUGGAAGAAAUCGCAUCAUCAGUGAGAGUGCUUGUUUGGCAUUGGUUCUCACUUGGUACAGAUUUCGCGGAGCUUUGUUCCAACUGCAAGGUUGGUUUGGCUUUACCAGUACUCACACCAGUGUUUGGUUGAGGUUUGGAAGACGUGGCUUGCUUUCCCUUCUCCAAAACCAUCCACUUGCAAGAGUGGCGAUUCCAACUGAUGAGAAGAUCGAGCGAUUGAAAGAAGCUGUUCUUCAUCGUCACCCAGCCUUGGAAAAUGUCUAUUGUGUGGCCGAUGGACUUAAGCUUACCUUUGAGCGACACGAUGAUCUUGAUGAGCAAUCCAUGUACUACAAUGGAUGGACGCACGACCAUUACAUAACCAAUCUGUUCGUGUUCUCUGUGGAUGGGUAUAUCAUUCACUGUAUUCUGAACGCUCCGGGUUCAAUGCAUGACUCCACUUUGGCAGCUUAUGGUGGCACAUAUGAUCUCUUGGAAUCCAUCCACCAGCGCACAGGAGGAAUUUGUUGUGUGGACUCAGCCUUCACAGCAACCAACAAUCCAUUUAUCAUCAAGUCUUCAGAGAACUUUUCCACAGCUGAAACAGCAGCUGAAAUGAUUGUUCGCGACCAAGCUACCUCUCUUCGACAAGCCGCUGAAUGGGGCAUGAGAGCCUUGCAAGGUGCCUUCCCUCGCUUGAAAGACCGAAUCCAACUUGAAGAAAACGGCGAGCGUAUCAUUAUUCUGAAGCUUAUGACUUGCCUUUACAAUGCCAGAAUCUCAUUGGUGGGUCUCAACCAGCUACAGAACACAUAUGUUCCCAUGUGGAGCAUCGACGCUCGCUACUUCAUUACUCCCUAG